Eriocheir sinensis (Chinese mitten crab) is the source of this 2478-nucleotide messenger RNA. RefSeq names its product chitooligosaccharidolytic beta-N-acetylglucosaminidase-like. Lineage: Eukaryota; Metazoa; Arthropoda; Malacostraca; Decapoda; Varunidae. Gene Ontology annotation, cellular component: membrane. Gene Ontology annotation, biological process: carbohydrate metabolic process; glycosaminoglycan metabolic process; ganglioside catabolic process. The transcript is spliced from 6 exons. The record is from RefSeq and is a predicted model, not a curated record. Gene Ontology annotation, molecular function: beta-N-acetylhexosaminidase activity. The coding region runs from base 189 to 2081 and encodes 630 amino acids.
CACUGCCGAUGUGCCUGUACCAGACGAAGGGCACUCACCUACACAGUGCUAACAGAUAUGCCAAUCAGGAGGUGCCAACAGUGCCUGAGAGUGCCAUGCAAGUUAAGGGGAGCGGAGACAGUGUGUCCCUGUAUUGUGAGUGCCAGGGACUCGACUAGAGAGUCAACCUUGGCUUACAUGAGUGUGUGAUGCGUCGAGCCGCCGCGUCCAUGCAGGGGCUGGUGGUGGUGAUGGUGGCGGCGGUGGGCGUGGCCGCUCAGGAAACCACCAACGUCAACAAUUUCUUCAAGAUGCCGGCGCCAUGGGGAUGGGCGUGCGAGGGCGGCGGGCGCUGCGUCAAGUACGAGGCAGCGGGCCGGCCAAACCUGACCACCCUCAACCAGUGCAAGCUGACGUGCGGGCCCGCGGGGGCGCUCCUGCCCCUGCCCUCCGCCGCCACCAUCGGGGACUCUGUGUCUCUGUUCCUGCCGCAGAGCGUGUCCCUCAAGCCCAUGUGUCUGCCGGAGGUGUGCCCGGUGCUGCAGGAGGCCUUCGAGGUGUUCCUGGACAGCCUGCAGCGGUACCAUCCUGAAUACGCCGAGGGUGCCGCGCCGUGGACGGGGCCCUGGGACGCCGCCACGCAGGCCCAUAAGCUUGUGGUGGAGGUCGCGGUGCGGGGCCCCGAGACCCACCUCACCCUCGACACGGACGAGUCCUACGACCUGACGGUGGCCACGGCGGGCGGCACCACCACCGCCAGCGUGACCGCCAACACUUUCUUCGGGGCGCGCCACGGUCUGGAGACGCUGAGUCAGCUAGUGGAGUACCAUGAGACUGAUGACGCCCUCAUGGUGGUGACGACGGCGGCGGUGACGGACGCGCCGGCGUUCCCGUACCGCGGGCUGCUGGUGGACACGUCGCGUAACUUCGUGACGGAGGCGGCGCUGCGACGCACGCUGGACGCCAUGGCCGCCAGCAAGCUCAACACGCUCCACUGGCACAUCACCGACUCACACUCCUUCCCGCUGGCCCUGGACACGCUGCCCAACAUGGCCUACUACGGCGCCUACUCCCCCAGACAGGUGUACACGCCCGCCCAGGUGCGCCGCCUCGUCCAGUACGCGCGCGUGCGCGGCGUGCGCCUGUUGCCCGAGUUGGACGCGCCCGCGCACGUCGGCAAUGGCUGGCAGUGGGCCGAGAAGGAGGAGGGGCUGGGUAGGCUGGCCGUGUGCGUCAACCAGGAGCCCUGGCAGGAGUUCUGCGUGGAGCCUCCGUGUGGCCAGCUUAACCUUGCUAACCCCGCCAUAUAUGACGUGUUGGGGCACAUAUACCGCGAACUGAUCGACAUCUUCGCCCCCGUUGACAUCUUUCAUUAUGGCGGCGAUGAAGUCAACCUCAAAUGCUGGAACACAACGGAGGAGAUCGUGACAUGGAUGACAGCCAACGGACACGGUCUUGAUGCUGAUGCUUACUACAGGCAGUGGGGGGUGUUCCAGGAGAAGGCGCGGCAGCUGCUGCAGGCGGCUGCUGGGGCUGGACAAGGACACAGGAAGGAGGUGGAGGGCGUCUUGUGGACCUCAGAACUCACAAAUCCAGCUCGUCUCAACACCUUCCUCAACUCCUCCCAGUACAUCAUCCAAAUCUGGAGUACCCGACAGGACCCAGUCAUCAAGGAGGCCUUGACUAGGGGGUACAGGGUUAUCUUCAGUAACCACGACGCCUGGUACUUGGACUGUGGCGCCGGGGCGUGGGUGGGUGAGGGAAACAACUGGUGCAGUCCGUACAAGGGAUGGCAAACAAUGUACGACAAUAGCCCGCAUGAUAUCGCCCUGACCCUUACUGGCUCCUCGCACCCCGGCCAGAUUCUCGGUGGUGAAAGUGCAAUGUGGACCGAACAAGCGGACACUUCCACUAUUGACUCUAAGGUGUGGCCCCGCGCGGCGGCUGUGGCAGAGCGGCUGUGGACCAACCCGGCCACUGGCUGGCGCGAUGCGGAGACUCGCUUCAUCCACCACCGCCAGCGGCUGGUGCGGCGCGGCGUGCAGGCGGAACGGAUACAGCCUCAGUGGUGCCACCAGAACGAGGGGCUCUGCUAUCUAUAGUGCCACUCAUGACAGCCAGGAGUGCCUUUCCUUCUCACAGUGCCCUUGUAACACUUCUUUCCUCCGAAGUCUGAGGUAUAAUGAUGGGUAAGAAGAGAGGAAAACCUGAGGGAGGGGGAUAAGAAAGAAACAAGUAGAAAGGAAAAGAAGUGAAGAAGCGAUGAUGAUUUUAGAGAGAAUGUUUAUCAUUAGUAUGUGGAGUCUACACUCUAUUAUAUAAAUACAUCCUCUCUCUCUCUCUCUCUCUCUCUCUCUCUCUCUCUCUCUCUCUCUCUCUCUCUCUCUCUCUCUCUCUCUCUCUCUCUCUCUCUCUCUCUCUCUCUCUCUUAACAAACAGCGACGGUGCACUAGUGACUGACAGCCAACACGUUGCAAACCUAUUAAACAAUUACUUUUC